UGCCACCCGCCGUGAGAUUCAAACCCAACCCCUGUGAGAGAGCGACUGUGACCGACCUGAGAACCGCGACCGAUCAAGAACUGACCGUCUGGACGUAGGCUCUGUGACUGACUGCGAUGCACCCCUGUCCGCUGGAUUAGGAAAAUAAUUGUCAAUCGCCUAGUGGGUUUCGAAAGUUGUGUUUGUAGCCGUACGGAGCGAGAUCAGCACGACAGCCGAGAUUGGGGACAACGGGAAAUAGGCGCCUAAACGAGCCCUUUGUGGAUAGGGCUCCUCGCCGAUGCAACCGCAGACAGGGGGUUGUCAUGGGCAUUAUUCAUUCGCUGCCACUUGCAGUCUGCGCCGUGUUUUCGGCGUGUUAGAUAGCCUAUAUCCGGAGUGGGGCAGGCAGCCUUCCACCUGCGAUUAGGCAUAAACUCUCCUCGUUAUUUUGUAGUCGAGCCGGACCGGGCUCAUAUUACCACGUAGACCCUUUACAUCAGAUCGGAAAAUGCCCGGACGAAACAGGUACAAUCUGGUGGACGAUGUGGCUGAUUCCCGGGUCCCUCUUCACAACGAAGAGGCUUUUCAGCACGGGAUUCACUUCCAAGCCAAGUAUGUGGGCAGUCUGGAUGUCCCAAGACCCAACAGUCGCAUGGAGAUUGUUGCAGCAAUGAGAAGGAUCAGAUACGAGUUCAAAGCCAAGAACAUCAAGAAGAAGAAGGUGAGCAUCGUGGUGUCUGUAGACGGAGUCAAAGUGGUGCAACGCAAGAAGCAGAAGAGGAAAGAAUGGACAUGGGACGAGAGCAAGAUGCUGGUGAUGCACGAUCCCAUCUACAGGAUAUUCUAUGUGUCCCAUGAUUCUCAGGAUCUGAAGAUCUUCAGCUACAUCGCUCGAGACGGCUCCAACAACUCCUUCAGAUGCAACGUCUUCAAGUCCAAGAAGAAGACGCAGGCCAUGCGUAUCGUGCGUACGGUGGGCCAGGCGUUUGAGGUGUGUCAUAAGCUCAGUCUGCAGCAUGCCGAGCAGAACGCGGACGGAGACCCGGAUGGAGACCCUGACGGACCAGCAGACGGAGAGAGCGACAAGUCCACCGAGGACAACAACACCACCCUCCAGAGUCGGCAGCUGACGGGGGCGGAGUCGGAGGAGGAUGGGGGCGGGACUGAGCGUCGACCUAUGGAAGUGUCUCUGAGCGAACAGGUGGUGACUGACAUCCUCCAGAGCCUAUCAGAGCUCAACGUGGUCAAGUCUGGACAAACCCUGCAGGACCUGGAGGGUGUGUCGCUGUACACCCUGUCCCCCAGCGUCCUGUCGCCCAGCGCUAUGACCCCUAGUGACCCCUGCUCUCCGACCCUCACCCCUCUGGCCACCCAGCACUUCCUACAGUUGCUACAGCAACAGUUACUACAGCAACAGCAGCAAACGCAGGUGGCCGUCGCACAGGUCCAGCUCCUGAAGGACCAGCUGUCUGCGGAGACGGCGGCGCGGAUGGAGACCCAGGCCCGCGUGCACCAGCUGCUCCUGCAGAACCGGGACCUGCUGCAGCACGUAGCCCUGCUGGUCAAGCACAUCGCCCGCCUGGAGGGGAGGACCAGCAACGGAACCGCUCACACCGAGGACUUUGCGUGGCGUCCCCCCUCGUCCCGCUCGCUCUCCCUGAACCUGAAGAAUCACUACAGCUCCUCCCAGGACCUGCCCAUCACCUCCACUCCUGCAGGGGGAGCCGAAUCCACCCCCACGCCCCUCUCACAGGUGGACUAUGCCGAGUCCUAUCUCAGCCUACUCAACCUGGGCGGGACCAAUGGCCUCCCAACCAAUGGGAAAGCAGAGAGGACUGACAGCAGGAAUGGCUCGGACACGCCCCGCGAGGAGAUUGGUCAGCUUGUGAGCAGGAACUCUUUGUCAUUGGAUGAGAGGUUUAAGCAAAUCAUUCCCAAGUUGGAUCCCCCCCCUCCGCCAAUCAACCGAAAGCGCUCAAUCAGGACGCUCUCUCCUGGUUCGGAGGCGGACCCUAAACCCUCGUCGACGCCCACUCCCACCUCCGUGUCCAAUGGGAGCGGCUUCCCCGACCUGUGCUGCAGCGCGUCCUUCCCGGACGCCACGUCCUGUUCCGUCUCGCCCGGCGGCGAUUUCUACUCGCUGCCCAACGGCGAGGCGGUCAGCGCGUCGCUCUCGUGCUCGUGCUCGGCCAGCGAGGACUCGGGCGUGCGCUCCGAGGAGAAGUCGCUGGUGUCGCCGACGCCGCCGCCGUCGUCGGCGCUGCCCGGAGAGGACCCGUUUGAGGACCGCGGCUCGGCCUUCCUGUCGGCGUCCAGCACGUGCAGCAGCCUCCCCGAGGACAGGCUCCCCGUCGCCGCGGAGACGGUUGCUGUGACACCACCCCGCCCGGCGACCCCGCACAGCUACGGCCACACGCUCCCGUUCUCGUCGCCGCUCAACGACACCUGCCUCCACAUCAGCCUGAGCGAAGACGAGCUGCUAGAGUCCACCGCCUGAGGGAAGCCCAGCCACAGCUCACCGCGCUGGGCAGGGACUCUACUCUGGCCCCAGGCUUCACCCGAGGCCUACUGGAGCCUUCGGUCCAGUCCCAUCCAGGAGUGCGUUUCCCAAAACCAUAGCUGCUAACCUGUUAGCAACUUAGCUGGUUGGCAAUGAGAAAUUGCUUUGCAACCAACAAAGUUGCUAACUUAGUUAGCGGUAACUUAGUUAGCGACUAUGAUUUUGUGAAACGCUCCCCAGUGCGCUACUGCUCAGCAUCAACAGCAAUCUUCCAUCUUUUUACUUGUUUUUAAUUUCCUAAUCUUUUAUUUUCCGCUGUCGCUGUGAAUCCGCGUCGACUCAAGUGCUUCCAGGUCUGGAAGGGGAGGCCCUGGGAUGUGGUUUUCUCUGGAUGGGCCCGUUUACGGGGGUCUGGAGACGUCUGCGGUUUCUCCUGAGGACGAGCCAGAUCUGAGACAUUUCUGAGCCAGAGACUGACUCUGUGAGAAUGCCAAUGGGACAGAUAUGUUUUUAUAUGAAAAAAGAAACUCUUCACAGAAAACAAUGGAGAAGAAAUGAGAAAUAAUAAUGAAAUAAGUCUGAUUGAAUGACUAGAUGCUGUAUUUUUUUAUAGAGGAGACGGGAUGUUAGAUUUGAUCCUGUUGUAGCUGCUGUAGUGUGUGUUUAGUGUGUAGGGAGGUACUGCAUCAUCAGUAGUAAUGAACACACACUCUGACACACACACACUCACACACACACUGUGAUUUUAAAGUAGUGGCAGGGAAGGCACACACACACUUUCUUUACUCUGCAGUAGACAUCAGAGAAGUGUCCAGGAGAGAUAGAAACCUAUUGAAGAGUGUAGUUUUAAUUUGUAGAUUUGAUGAUUGUUUUAUUUACUGUUGUUGUUUACAUGUUUGUUGGUCUGUUGAUGGGUUGAGACGGGUACGAGCAGAGCAGCUCACACACACACACACACACACACACUCUCUCCUCCUCCGGAACGAGGGCGAUAAGAAGACGAAAGAAACAAGCAAGUUUAAGAUAAAAAGGCAACAGAAAGUGUCAGAGAAGUGGUGUAUGUGUGUGUGUGCAUAUGUGUUUGUGUGCAUGUGUGGGUAUUUGUGUGUAUGUGUUUGUGUGUGUGUGUGUGUGUGUGUGUGUGUGUGUGUUUGGAUGUAGGGGAGGGGGUGUUGUGAGAGAAUUAUUAGUCAGAUAUACCUGAGGCAGGUUAUUUUACUCUGAGCAAAUUAGUUUAUACUUAACUAUCAGAGCUAUAUGAACACCCAGUGACUAAAGAUAUUGAAAGAUUAUCAUGAACACACACACACACACACACACACACACACACACACACACACACAGAGAUAUGUUGUAGAACUGUGAACAAGUUGAAUAAAGGAACAAUCAGUUCUCCUGCAAACCACUAAAAAGAAGACAUAAUUGGAAGGCAGAAGGGCAAGAACAGCUAGGCAUAGUAAUGCACGCACACACACACACAUAUACACACACACACACACACACACACACACACACACACACAUUUUCAUGCUCAAAAAGAUACGUUUUUGAGUCAAAGAGGAUGGUCUAUAAUUCCCCUGUGAUUUCCACACUGCCUGGGUCAAUUAUGGUGCGAUUGCAAUCACCGCUGUCUGGACGAGACUUUUCAUCAUUUCAGACGUACAUAGAGGAGAGGUGGCCAAUCAUCAGCCAAGCCUGAGAUACAUUACACUACACAAGGUGGGAUACUAUGACAACCACCGAACCAAACACAGGGAGACAGGGACAUUGUGUGCAUGGGGAUGUUUGGGGGUAUGAGUUUUUGAGUGUGUGUGUGUGUAUGGGUGUGUGUACCUGUGUUGGAGUUGUGAGUGAAUGAGUGUAUGUGCAUGGGGUUGUUUGGGGGUAUGAGUUUUUGAGUGUGUGUGUGUGUGUGUGCCUGUGUUGGAGUUGUGAGCGAAUGAGUGUGUAUAUUGGUGUGUGUGUGUGUGUGAGGUCUGUCCUACAGAUUUGCGAUUUCCCAUCUCCAUGACUUCUCCUGUCCGGUCUGGCGUCGAGGAGAGAAGUGUUUCCUGCCGGUGACACAUUCCACACUUUCCCGUGAUUCAUAGCUCCAUAUCCUUAUCCCGUAACGUGCUGUUCUAUUGGCAACCGGCAAAUUAAAUCAAUCAAGUAUAUUGUGGCCGACUGUAAAAUCACGGGGCUGAUAUUGGAGGGGAAACGAUUAUCUGUGUCAGAUUAGCCAGAAUGUACCUCUGCAAUAACACACACACACACACACACACACAGACACUUCAGAGGAGUGGGCGAGUUUUUGGAUUCGCAGCGGAAGAGCAAUUAUGAGAGAGGACAGGCGCUUAGAGAAGAAAAGAAUGGAGUAGAUGAAAACGAGGGAUUAAUGAGCUAGAGAGGGAGAGAGAGAAAGAGAGAGAGGAGGGGGAGGAGAAAGAGAUGUGUGAGGAAUAAGGACGAGACUUCCUUAUUAAGCAGAGGGUGUGCUCUGUGAAGCAGUCAGUAAUAAACAACCACAAUGCUGCACAGCAAUAAAUAAACAAAUAAAUAAAGAGA
Molecule: messenger RNA, 5029 nt
Organism: Sardina pilchardus (European sardine)
Lineage: Eukaryota; Metazoa; Chordata; Actinopteri; Clupeiformes; Clupeidae
Product: carboxyl-terminal PDZ ligand of neuronal nitric oxide synthase protein
Exons: 11
Coding region: 491-2479 (662 amino acids)
Molecular function (GO): nitric-oxide synthase binding
Source: RefSeq, a predicted model, not a curated record